CCCAGAACUUUAUCACCUCAGAGACCCGCUUAUGCGAGAUGCAUCCCAAAACGGGAGUCCCUGUCUGGAAAUCGAAAAAAAAUCCUCGACUACAGUGCGUUCCAGACUGCGGAAAGAAACUGCCAACCGUUCAGGAGGAUCCCUGGCUAGUUAGCAUUUUUACAAGCGAUGUCUCAUUGUCGAACUAUACUUACAAAUGCAAUGGCUUAAUCAUCAGCCCAUGGCUGGUUUUCGUUGAAAAACUGUGCACCGAAGAAUCGAACGUGAUGCGGUAUGCGAUUGCCGAGGGAAAUCGAUGGGCCAGCUUUGUAAGAAAUGAGGAACAUCCCUAUGAGCUCCACAAUGUGGCCAACACUUUUCAUGGCCAACAAGAAACGAUUCUCCAAAUGGUUAAUCCACUGAUACUUUCGGCAUCAGUGCGACCUAUUUGCUUGCCUCCAAUACCUGGAACUGGAACCAUGACAUAUUAUACGCAAUUGACGCGAUACAUUACCACAUUGGAUAAUCAAAAGAUUUAUUAUUUAGUCAACAUCAGUUUGGAAUUCUUAAAACAGAUGAAACUCUUUGAAAUAAACGCACAAAGAGGCCCAAAAGAAGGACUUAACUAAUGGCAACUAAUAAGAAUUUUUUAAACAUUGUUCAACGACUUUUCCAUCAAAAAUAUGCACAAGUUACAUUGUUUUUAUACAUUGCUCUUUUU
Messenger RNA from Drosophila subobscura, 700 nucleotides. RefSeq lists its product as uncharacterized. NCBI's taxonomy places the organism in Eukaryota, Metazoa, Arthropoda, Insecta, Diptera, Drosophilidae. The transcript has 2 exons. The coding region runs from base 39 to 608 and encodes 189 amino acids. The record is from RefSeq and is a predicted model, not a curated record.